AUGGCUUUAUUGGAAACGCUACUGCGAGAUCUCCAUCGUAUUGCAGGCAAGCAUCCAUUGAUAAUCGGAGGGGACUUCAACAGUCAGCAUACUGACUGGGGCUACCGCACCACCACGGCGCGAGGACGACGACUCUGGUCCUUGGUACAAGAGCUCCGCCUCACAAUACACAACAACUUUAACACCCCCACGAGAAUUGGCAACAGUGUCAGCGCGGACACCAGCCCGGACUUGGCGCUGAGCCGCAACCUUGCGGGUAUUACGAGGAACACAACACAUCACACAUUAGGGAGCGAUCAUUACAUCCUCUACGUUACAGUACCCUACAAACAAAGAACGACCCCUCACCUAACGCACAAACUCACCAACUGGGAUGCAGUCCGCGCCGCACGGGCGGCCCUUCCUGACGCUCCCAUUACAGACAUCGACCAGUGGGUGGCAUCACUCAUGAACGAUGUCUCCGCACACACUCGAACCCUUGACACCACACCAGAUACGCCCACCCUCGACACUCACCUGGCGCACCUAUGGGAGGCCCAUCAUAGCAUCCUAGAGCGCUGGAAAGGGCAAAAGCUCAACCGGACCCUUAAAAAGCGGCUAGCCGCACUGCAAACAAAAAUUACUGAGCACUCUGAGGAGCUCUGCCGAUCCAACUGGGGACAGAUUUGCAAUAGUAUGGCUAGCAAUCUGUCCUCCAAGCGCAGUUGGCAACUCCUCCGUCACUUAAUUGACCCCACACAAUCUAAAACAGCCACACAACACCACGUCACACGCCUUAUACACAAGACCAACCUUUCUCCCGACGCACUCAUCGACAUACUUAGGAACACACACACAACUCCCGGUACCUCAAACCCCCUGCCCCCCUAUGCAGGCACCCCGAAUGCCAAUCUCGACGCGGAGAUUACGGAAGCAGAAGUCAGAGCGGCCCUCCUGACUCUCCGCUCCAAUUCCACUCCAGGAGUUGACCGUGUCUCCAAUAGCAUGCUCCGCAAUUUGGACGAUCAGUCGAUUGCCCAGCUCACGGAGUACUUCAACGCAUGCUGGCAGCAGGGCACCCUUCUGCAAUCCUGGCGUCACGCCAAAAUCUUAUUCAUACCCAAGCCCCACAAACCCCUUACACCUGCAAAUCUUCGCCCCAUCUCCCUAACCUCAUGCCUGGGCAAGCUUUUGGAGCAUGUCGCACUCGCCCGACUCACACAACACAUGGCGGAGCAAGACCUCUACCCGCACAGCAUGGUGGGCUUCCGACCCCACCUGUCGGCACAGGACGCCAUGCUCCAGCUCACACAGGACAUUUUCGACCCCCUCAUACCGGGCCACACAAAAGCCGUCCUCGCCUUGGAUCUCUCCAAGGCCUUUGAUCGCCUAGACCAUCGAGCGAUAAUGGCGGCGCUCUCCCCCUUGAACAUAGGUGAACGUAUGUACACCUAUAUGCAAGCAUUCCUUACUAACCGGUCUGCCGAAAUUCACUUGGGUCCCCACACAUCCCGCCCAUACACCCUUAGUGGGAUUGGCACCCCCCAGGGAUCUGUCCUCUCACCUUUUCUCUUCAAUGUCACUCUCAUUCCCCUUGUCCGCGAACUACAAAACAUCCCUCACCUUCGGCACACACUCUAUGCUGAUGAUAUCACUCUAUGGACCACCCAUGGCAGUGAUGGAGACAUAGAGAAUACUCUUCAGUCGGCAGCUACCCUCACCCAAACACAUGCGCGGAGUAUCGGACUCUCAUGCUCUCCGGAGAAGUCGGAGCUCCUCAUACUCCGCCCCACAACCCGAAACUGCCCCACCACCCCUAUAACCGUGACACUGGAAAACCGGUCCAUCCCUGAGGACCUGUACCAGUGCUUGCCGUUCCGAUGUGCCGAGAGCCUUGGUGAUCAUGCCGAGCAUUAG
This is a messenger RNA of Dermacentor andersoni, 1896 nucleotides long. The record is from RefSeq and is a predicted model, not a curated record. NCBI's taxonomy places the organism in Eukaryota, Metazoa, Arthropoda, Arachnida, Ixodida, Ixodidae.